CACAGCCGAGCCCAUGGCCGUAUGGCUUUUAUAGUAUGGCCGGGACGUGACUAUUCGCUGUCCACCAUCCACAGAAGUUCGUACGUCCUCUGGGCGGCGGUCAGGGGAAUGUGCUCAAGUUCCGCGCCUCUCGUGUGCUUUUUUGCAUGGGCUCAGUCCGGUACGACUUAAGUUCGCUCGUUCCUCACGCAGCGCCUGCCAUAAGACACCCACAUCCCUACGGUAAACAUGACGCCGUCCGAACCAGACAAUUGCCUCACCGCUCCUCCUCCUAGCCAUCGCCCCCGGUGGUGCCACCAAGCCGACCCACUCUUGAUCUACAGCGGCUCUCUCGCCAUCAUAGUGGGUAGCGUCUGGCUUGCUGAUUCGUUUCGUGUCAGAGACCCAACCGAAGGACGCUCCAACAUUUUUUCGCUUCUUAUCGUUCGGCAUUGCCUCCGCUACUGCCUGCACAUGUACCACUCGAGCCACAAUCCGCGUCGCAUGCGCUGCUUUGCUUCACGCUCUAUCCGACAACGGGCAUUCUAUGUCGUUGACUUUCAGUACGAAGGAAGCCCUAAUCGUAGGCAUGGGUAUCAAAUGCUCUCAUGCAUUAAUGGGACCCAAUUGUGCGAAACGCGACUUCUUUGGUUCUACUCGCAGCGGCAUAUUUCUGUCAGCGUUUCGUGAUUCGGGGAGCAGUCGAUCGGUAUAUGCCCUUUGGGGUGACGGCAUUGAGUGGCGCAUCUACCGGAAGAAUCGGACAACGCUGUGCGCAAGAUUGGCUUGGAGGAAGUGCGGAUCAAGUUGCGAGGUAUGCCUGCUGUCAAAGCAUAACUGGGGAGGUUGCACCUUCGA
Messenger RNA from Trematosphaeria pertusa, 837 nucleotides. RefSeq lists its product as uncharacterized. The record is from RefSeq and is a predicted model, not a curated record. The transcript is spliced from 2 exons. Bases 229 to 669 code for a protein of 146 amino acids. Lineage: Eukaryota; Fungi; Ascomycota; Dothideomycetes; Pleosporales; Trematosphaeriaceae.